Hemibagrus wyckioides is the source of this 909-nucleotide messenger RNA. RefSeq lists its product as uncharacterized. Lineage: Eukaryota; Metazoa; Chordata; Actinopteri; Siluriformes; Bagridae. Bases 1 to 909 code for a protein of 302 amino acids. The transcript has 8 exons. The record is from RefSeq and is a predicted model, not a curated record.
AUGGAACUUCUCCACCAGGGAGAGAUCCAAGAUGUCGUUGGCAUCGACCCGCAUGUGUUCCUCUGGGCUGUGUCCCUCCCAGUCCACCAGACAGCCAGACUUGUUGUCCCACCUGAACCUGGGAUGUGGGCACCUGUGGCGAUCAGCUUGGAUCCUCUGCCUGCGUAUGGUCCACCGCAGACCGACAGGGGCACAGUCAUCCACUGUGGGCAUGAAGUGGACAGCUCAGAGUUUAAAAACAUCAAUGACUUUCUGAUCUAUGUCAAGCAAGGGAUAUGCAUUUUCUUAUUGCAGUGGAUUCUGACCCAUCAGCAAGUCAAUGUGGCCCCAAGAGGAAUAGCAACACAAUCAUCUUUAAUGUUUAACAAUUUCUAUGCUUCCUUUGCUAUCGAUGGCAACAGAGCAUCUAACAUGGGCUCCUACUCAUGUACACACACAAACAUUCAGAAUAACCCAUGGUGGAGAGUGGAUUUGUUGGCAGUGUAUGACAUUACAAAGGUAAUCGUCACUAACAGAGGCGACUGUUGUCCAGAACGGAUAAAUGGUGCUGAGAUCCACAUUGGCAAUUCCUUAGUCAACAAUGGCAACAAUGACCCCAGAUGUGCCGUUAUCUAUAGCAUACCUGCUGGUGGCUCUGCAAGCUACACCUGCAAUAUGCGGGGUCGUUAUGUGAACGUGUUCAUUCCAGGUGUUAGCCGGGUUCUUACACUCUGUGAAGUGGAAGUCUAUGGGGUUGCAGUCCCUGUUACUAAGAGGGCAUUUCUGAAAUUAAAGUUUAACAGCACUGAGGAUCUCAGCAACCUUACCAUAAUGGACAAAGUUCUUCAAAAGAUCAAAUCUGCCAAUGUCCAGUCAUCAGUAUUUCAGAUUCGUUGGACAAAGGAACCAGAACUAAAAGAUGAAACUUAG